CGCAGCACCAUCUGACUGACCGGAUACCCGGCACGACACUCGUACGAGUCGGACUGGCCUCCGAGAUUGUCCAACACACGCUUUUCUUCUAUCUCGUCUGGUUCCGGGUAUAAAUAUCACCCUCAUGUUUCGUCAUCAUGCAGUCCUCGCCGGCCGACGGCUUCAAGCGCAAAAGUUUGAAACUCUCUGCGGUUUUGCGAGCCCGCCGACUUCCCUUCUCACCUCAUGAUGACUCGAAACUCGCUCGACAACCUGGCGACUCCGGUUGACAAGUCACACACUUCGGAGGACGGCAAUCCAGGAGUUGCCACGCCUGCUACGAUGGCACCACCAAGUAAACCCGAGGUCAAGGUCGACAUAGAGCAUGUGCACGUCGAGGAUGACCCUCGAUCGUGGUCGAACACUCGGAAGAAUACAAUCCUCGUUAUCAUAUCAGGAGCGUCCAUGAUAGCGGGUUUGUCAGCCAACAUCCAGAACCCUGCCAAUGCCCAAAUAGAAUCGCAGCUCCAUGCAACGAGCCAGAGUAUCAGUUUGAGUCUGUCUCUGUUCAUUCUCGUUCAAGGUAAUGUUCCACUCAUCUGGAGUGCACUUAGCGAGAUAAAGGGCCGUAAGCCGGUGUACCUCGUCUCGAUCGCGAUAUUCGCCGUCUGUUCCGCCAUCGUCGCUAUCUCACGUUCCAUAGGCCUGGUCAUAGGAAUGCGUGUGCUGCAGGGAGCUGGCUCAAGCUCCGUCAUCAGUAUCGGCGCGGCGACGCUCGCUGACAUCUAUGAGCCUCACCAGCGUGGCACAAUGAUGGGCAUCUACUACUCUGCGCCCCUGCUCGGGCCCUCGCUCGGCCCCAUUGUCGGCGGCGCGCUCACACAGGGCCUCGAUUGGCGUGCCGUUUUCUGGUUCCUGUGCAUAUGGGGCGGGAUCAUCGUCUUUGCGUUCGCGUUUCUCUUUAAAGACACGUUCAGGAAGGAGCGAAGCCCUAUAUAUCAGAAUAUCCUCAAGCGGCGGGUCAAGGAGAGAAAGGAGACGGAGGCGAAGAAGGCGAGGUCGGGCGAUGUGACACCUGCAACGGCGAGGCCGUCUGAGGAGCAUGUACCGGGUGUGGACGAAAAGGCGGGUAGGCAGGUGCCAACACCAAAAGAUUUGGAGGCGCACAGAGCGACAUCAGUUGUGGUGUCGACGGAGGUGAUGAAGGAGGUGAAGCCUUCGCUUGCGGAUGUCAACCCCAUCCCGCCCUAUCUCAGGGUACUGAGGCGGAAGAAUAACCUUGCUAUCCUAAUCCCUUCCGGGCUUCUGUUUGCCUUCAGCUUUAGCAUCACGUACACCUGCGCACGGACACUCGCCGACACGUAUGGCUACAACGCAUUGACGACUGGGCUAGUUUUGCUUGCUUACGGCAUCGGUAGCAUGGCCGGUAGCGUCCUCGGCGGCCGCUGGUCCGACCGAACAUUAGCCCGACUAAAAGCUGCCAACGGUGGUACCAGCUACGCUGAGAUGCGGCUCGAAAGCACGAAACCCGCGAUGCUCUUCUUCCCUCCCGCCGUGAUCGGCUACGCGUGGACGUGCCAGGAACGCGUGCACAUCUCCGCCGUCUGCGUCAUGCUCUUCCUCUGUGGCUUCUUCUCCAUAUGGAUAUACAGCAGCACCCUCGCGUACAUCGUCGACGCCAACGUCGGCCGCUCUUCGAGCGCCGUCGCGACCAACAGCUCCUUCCGCGGGCUCUUCGCGUUCGUCGCAGCCGAGGUCGCCGUUCCGCUCCAGAACGCGAUUGGCGACGGUGGACUGUACACCCUCUGGGCAGGAUUAAUGCUCUUCGCGCAAGGCAUGAUCCUUCUUGUUCUCUAUAAGGGUCGCAAGUGGCGCGAGCAGAGCAUCGAGGCGGAGACGGCGCGCCAGGACCGCAAGGACGCAGCUUGACAGGCGGCGUAGUAUUUAUACCGCGGCGCAAUCUUUGGAUUCAUUACGAUUUCUUUCAUGUUUGACGUUUAGAUUCAAGGAGCUUCAUGUGCGUUAUGGACUUUUUACGUAGACUUAUCAUUAUUCUGCCGAUGUUAUAGAUGUUUCAGUUGCUCAUGUUGCGCUAGUUACCUUGUAGGUCAGAACGCUUGCGAAGUCGUGUGUGAGCUCUGCUGCGAUGAUGAAGUGACUGCAAUGUUCAUAAAUAAUGGAAACUUCA
This is a messenger RNA of Coniophora puteana RWD-64-598 SS2, 2167 nucleotides long. Its product is annotated as MFS general substrate transporter. Lineage: Eukaryota; Fungi; Basidiomycota; Agaricomycetes; Boletales; Coniophoraceae. The transcript is spliced from 10 exons. Gene Ontology annotation, biological process: transmembrane transport. Gene Ontology annotation, molecular function: transmembrane transporter activity. The coding region runs from base 226 to 1908 and encodes 560 amino acids. The record is from RefSeq and is a predicted model, not a curated record.